AGCCCAACGCCUCCAUCUGCACCUGAAUCGGUCUGCAGUCCUCUGUGUCAGAAAUUACCUGGAAACGCAAUGUCCCAUACCGCUAUACGCAACGGGAACAAUACACCCGUCGAGGGAUCACUGGCUGACCCCCUCAGUCCCACCCACAACCUAAGAGGCCACGGCCGUCCCCAUCAUCACGGUCAUCAUUCGCAUCGUCAAGCUCACCACACUCAUCACCAACCUCAUCAUCACCAUCACCAGGCUCGCCACCCUGCGCCACACUGCCACUCGCGAGGGCAAACCCACUCGCACGUUCAGCAUGGUCAGCAUGAUCAACUGCGGGGCUGCCACGCCCUUUCCAAUGUGCAUGGACAUCCUCGCGCCCAUCACCAGCCCCAUAGUCAUAUUCAUCACAUGCAUCCGCACCGUCAUGGCGGUGAUCACCGAAGUAGGUUGUCCGGGUUGUCGUCCUCUCAUCGAGAAAAUACAAGUGUGGUAGUUCAGCCAUGACGUAGUACGAAGAAAUUCAAGUGGCCGUUUUGAAUUGUUGAACUUGAUUACCCGGUACCUGAGACUAAUACAAGUUCUGCUCCGCUCGUUGUAAUGUGUGAUGUUGCCUUCAUCAGUAACAUGGCAAAAUAGAUUCCGGGUUUUUACUGGUUUUGGAAGUUGCCGGGGUUUCCGGAAACCCGAAAAGGAAUGGUCUAAGGGUUUCUCUGG
Laccaria bicolor S238N-H82 is the source of this 702-nucleotide messenger RNA. RefSeq lists its product as uncharacterized. The record is from RefSeq and is a predicted model, not a curated record. The coding region runs from base 70 to 492 and encodes 140 amino acids. The transcript has 3 exons. Lineage: Eukaryota; Fungi; Basidiomycota; Agaricomycetes; Agaricales; Hydnangiaceae.